AUGAAGGAUCUCUGUCAAUGCUGCGUGAGUAAAGAGGACGGGGUUCACAAUGAGUUCGGCAACCAGGAGGGGAACUCCACUUUAAAACGAGAGGAACCAGAACCUCUGCUGAUAAAACAGGAACCAGAUGCUCUACAGAUAAAACGGGAGCAAGAAGAACCAGAACAUCAACUGUUCAAAGAGGAAGAGAAGCAACUCUGCAUCUAUCUCUGUCAAUGCCGCGUGUGUAAAGAGGACGGGGUUCACAAUGAGUUCAGCAACCAGGAGGGGAACUCCACUUUAAAACGAGAGGAACCAGAACCUCUGCAGAUAAAACAGGAACCAGAGGCUCUACAGAUAAAACGGGAGCAAGAAGAACCAGAACAUCAACUGUUCAAAGAGGAAGAGAAGCAACUCUGCAUCUGUCAGGAUGAAGAGCAGCUUGUGCUGAAACAGGAGACUGAUGACAUUUUGGUGAAUCCUUCUAAUGUGCAAAUAAUCCACAAUGAAAUAGAACAACAGAGGAACCAACUCAUCUCUCAUGACUCUGCUGAGGAUGAGAACCAGGAUCAGGAGAAAAGCAAAYCUGAAGACCCAAGAAACAGAGAUGAGAAGCAGAAACGAAAUGAAAUAUGUCAGAAAACCAAACARCARAAAGGUAAAACUGAGAGUUCAAAACAAAAAACACACAAGAAAGCUCAUCCAGAGCAAAAAUUAUAUUCUUGUAAAAUUUGUGAUAAAUCCUUUAAUCAGGCACGUUUGACAACACACAUGAGAACUCACAUGGGCAAAAAGCCCUUCACAUGUUCAACUUGUGGAAAAAGUUAUGACCACAAGACUGCAUUAAUUUAUCAUAUGAAAGUUCACUCAGSUGAGAAACCUUUCUCUUGUGUGACCUGUGGAAAAGGUAUGACAACCAAAUCUAAUUUAGUUCGUCACAUGAGGAUUCACACAGAUGAGAAUCUUUUCUCAUGUACAAGCUGUGAAAAAAGGUAUAGCAGUAAAUUUUGUUUAACUCGUCACAUGAGUAGUCACACAGGUCAGAAGCCUUUCUCAUGUGAGUCUUGUGGAAAAGGCUUUCGAUCCAAUUCUGAUUUACUUCUUCAUAUGAAGAUUCACACAGGUGAGAAACCUUUCUCUUGUGUGACCUGUGGAAAAAAUUUCACAACCAAAUCUAAUUUASUUGUUCACAUGAGGACUCACACAGGUCAGAAGCCUUUCUCAUGUGAGACUUGUGGCAAAAGAUUCACAACCACAUCUAAUUUAGUUGUUCACAUGAGGACUCACACAGGUCAGAAGCCUUUCUCAUGUGAGACUUGUAGCAAAAGUUUCCGCUCUCAAAUCAGUUUAACUCUUCACAUGAGGACUCAUACAAGUGAGUGGCCUUUCUCUUGUGGGAUCUGUGGAAAAGGUUUCCAUGAAAAAAGGUUUUUAAAUGAUCACAAGAGUACUCAUACAGCGGAAAGGCCUUUCUCUUGUGGAACUUGUGGAAAAUGUUUCCAUCAAAAAGCCAUUUUAACGUCUCACAUGAGAACUCAUACAGAUGAGAAGCCAUUUUCUUGUGAGACUUGCGGAAAAAAGUUCAGCCAAAAAUGGCAUUUAGCUUCCCACAUGUGGACUCAUACAAGUGAAAAGUCAUUUUCUUGUGAGACUUGCGGAAAACGGUUCAGCCAAAAAAGACAUUUAACUUCCCACAUGUGGACUCAUAGAAGUGAGAAACCAUUUUCUUGUGAGUUUUGUGGAAAAAGUUUUCAACAAAGAAGAUAUUUAAAUGAUCAUAAGGGGACUCAUACAGGUGAAAAACCUUUCUCAUGCAAGACUUGUGGAAAAAGUUUCCGUUGGCAAAGCAGUUUAACUCAUCACAUGAGGACUCAUACUGGSAAGAAGCCUUUCUUAUGUGGGACUUGUGGAAAAGGCUUCAGUUAUCGGAGCAGAUUAACUGAUCACAUGAGGACUCAUACAGGAUGAACAACAUUAUCUGACCCUCAGGCACCAAGACACUCAGUAACUUAAUGUUUGGAAGCAGAGUAAUUACAGCUGGGUAACAUUUCUACAUUAUAGCAACUUGGAGAAGAAAAGCAUAUAAAAUAGGAUGUUUAUCUAAAACAAACUUUCACUGUAUUUUGUCAGUUUUUCAUUUAAAAUAUUAAGUGAGAUAUUAAAAGCUUACAAAGUUAUGCAUGCAUUUUUUAUGUUUUUUUUUGUCUAGUGAGAUAUUAACUCAUGAAGUAACAAUGGAUUUGAAUGUUUUCAGAUUUAGAUUUGUAAAGCUGUUAUUUUAUCUUUGUACUUUGUUUUCCAUCAUUAAUUUUGGUCAGAGGAUGCAUGUUAGCUGUUACUAUAUGAACUUGGGUAGGUAUAUUUAGAUUCAAGGUUUUAUUCUAAAAUUGAAUCUAAAUAAAGACACGUAUGAAGUCUGA
Poecilia reticulata (guppy) is the source of this 2399-nucleotide messenger RNA. Lineage: Eukaryota; Metazoa; Chordata; Actinopteri; Cyprinodontiformes; Poeciliidae. The record is from RefSeq and is a predicted model, not a curated record.